GCCGGUGCUGCCCAUUGGCUGCCUCAGGCUCCCACCCCGCCUGCCUCCCCAGCCUGGAGCUCCCGGCCAGCCCUUGCCUCUCCAGCUGCUUCUAAACUCCCCAGAGCAAGCACCUCCUACAGGGCCAUGUCGAGUUGCGACCGGAUCGGAGUGGCCCCUGCCAUGGACAUGCCUGAGGUCCUCAAGUCCCUGCUGGAGCACUCUCUGCCUUGGCCCGAGAAGAGGACAGACAAGGAAAGGGGGAAGGAAAAGCUGGAGGAGGACGAGGCGGCAGCGGCCAGCACCAUGGCCGUCUCAGCCUCCCUCAUGCCGCCCAUCUGGGACAAGACCAUCCCGUACGAUGGCGAGUCCUUCCACCUGGAGUACAUGGAUCUGGACGAGUUCCUGUUGGAGAACGGCAUCCCCGCCAGCCCUAUCCACCUGGCCCAGAACCUGCUGCUGCCUGUGGCCGAGCUAGAAGGGAAGGAGUCUGCCAGCUCCUCCACGGCGUCCCCACCGUCCUCCUCCACUGCCGUCUUUCAGCCCUCCGAAACCGUGUCCAGCACAGAAUCUUCCCUGGAAAAGGAGAGGGAGACUCCCAGCCCCAUUGACCCCAACUGUGUGGAGGUGGAUGUGAACUUCAACCCUGACCCUGCCGACCUGGUCCUCUCCAGUGUGCCAGGCGGGGAGCUCUUCAACCCACGGAAGCACAAGUUUGCAGAGGAGGACCUGAAGCCCCAGCCCAUGAUCAAAAAGGCCAAGAAGGUCUUCGUGCCUGACGAGCAGAAGGAUGAGAAGUACUGGACAAGACGCAAGAAGAACAAUGUGGCAGCAAAGCGGUCUCGGGACGCCCGGCGCCUGAAGGAAAACCAGAUCACAAUCCGGGCAGCCUUCCUGGAGAAGGAGAACACAGCCCUUCGGACGGAGGUGGCCGAGCUGCGCAAGGAGGUGGGCAAGUGCAAGACCAUCGUGUCCAAGUAUGAGACCAAGUACGGCCCCUUGUAACCUGUGCCCUGCCCGGGCAGGGCGCUGCCUGCACCCAGACCUCUGCCUGGGGCUCCCUGAAACCCACGUGUGCGUGGAGACUUAUGACUCGUCACGGGCGCAUGGCGGCGCACCUACUCCGGGAGCGUCCACGUCUCAGCUUCAUGAUAACAGCCAGCGCGCACAGCGACUUCCCCGGGCACCAGCCUCCUCUGGUGGGGAACGCGAGAGCAUCUGUGUAGACGGGUGAAUCGGCCUUACUCUCUAUCCUUGGGUGUCCCGGUUGAGUUGGAGUAGAGUCUAGAGUAGAGUCUCUCCUUUCACAGGGCGCUCGGGCUUCCCUGACCCUCCCUCUGUCUCUAGCCUGGGCUGCCGAGGGCUGUCUCUGCAGAAUGAGUUGUAUUUUUGUCUCUGUAUGUCUUCUCAGGUAGCAGGGCGCAUUUCCACUUGAGGGGGUGUCUGUCACACACCUCACUCUCCUCAGAGAGGCUUCAAGAGAAAUACAGGCUGCCGUCUUCCCAGGAGGUAGAAGACACACGAGCUCCUCUGGCAGCAUCUGCGUGGGUGGCCGGCCAGGGAGUGGGUCUGCACAGACGGAUAGGCUGUGGGCCGGGGCCUAGAGCAGAAGUGUGCCCGGCCACUCAGCUCCCGCACCCUUCUCUCUUGUGGCUCUAAGGCCCGAGGUCUGGAAGCCAAGGAGCAGGCCCUGACGAUCGGCUCUUUGUGGAGGAGAGACUCCCAGGCGGCUGGCCUGAGCCCCGAUCAGCAGUGCAGAGGGAGGCCUUCCAUCUUCCCAGCCACCCAUGGAGGCCACUAGCCUGGGCCCCUGGGCCUGCUGUUUCUUUCACCUAGUAACCAAUCUCAGACCUGCAUUUAAAAGGAAACCCCCUCACCUGGGAAGCUUUUCCUUCCUGGACCCUGGGACUCAGCUUCCACACAGUGUUCAGCCACUGGCCUCCACGGCCCCUCCUGCUAGGCACAAGGGCUGGGCGUGUUCCCCGAGAAGAGCAGUUGUUCUUGCUCUGCUGGCUGGUGUGGUUCCGGCCGGAAUCCACCCCCUUGAAGGCAGAAAGGGCUUCCCAGUUCUUGCUCCAGGACCUGUCCUAUGAGAGUUUCUCGGAGGGCAGGGCACCUGUCGGGUUGCUGAGGUUACAGCUCAGCUCUUAGGGUAUGGCAGGCCCUUGGGACAUUUACACAGGCCUGACCUUCAGUCCUGGACCCAGGAGAUGGUGGCCAGCCUGGCCAUAGGGUCCUUGCAGCUAAGGCUUCCUCAGCCUUGCAGCUGCCCCCUUUCUCUGCUGUCUGGCUGGACUUGUUCUUUUCUCUGCCGGGAGAUGGGCUGAGGAAAUUCUGGAACCCCUCACCCAGUUGGAGCACUCAAGACGGGUGUGCUUAUUUGCUCAGGGUGGGUGUCUAUGUGAAGAAGAGAUUGAGGGGCAGGUGUGCUUGGGUGCACUAACACUGAAUUUAUUUAAAGUGGGGGCUUUGAGUCACAGGCCCCAACCUCGAAAGGCUUUGCGUAGCAGACAUUAAGACCAGGGGAAACCAUCACUGGCUGUGGACUGCACCGGGGGAUGCCACGGCCUUCUGGGGACCUGCACACCCACCUCUCCAGGGGCCUUGACAAGGGUCCCCAAGGCCGAGGGAGGCCCUCCUCCCCAGGCCCCUGACUUUUACUCUGGU
Messenger RNA from Tupaia belangeri chinensis (Chinese tree shrew), 2646 nucleotides. RefSeq names its product TEF transcription factor, PAR bZIP family member (gene TEF). Gene Ontology annotation, biological process: regulation of transcription by RNA polymerase II. Gene Ontology annotation, cellular component: nucleus. The coding region runs from base 127 to 984 and encodes 285 amino acids. Gene Ontology annotation, molecular function: RNA polymerase II cis-regulatory region sequence-specific DNA binding; DNA-binding transcription factor activity, RNA polymerase II-specific. The transcript is spliced from 4 exons. The record is from RefSeq and is a predicted model, not a curated record. NCBI's taxonomy places the organism in Eukaryota, Metazoa, Chordata, Mammalia, Scandentia, Tupaiidae.